AUGGACCUUGAAGCAGCGGGUGAGAAGAGACUCUUGCAGUUGAAUGAGUUAGAUGAGUUCAGGCUGCACUCAUAUGAAAAUGCUAAGCUUUAUAAAGAGAUAACGAAAAGAUGGCAUGACAAACAUAUCAAGCCACGUCACUUCGAACCAGGCCAACAGGUAUUAUUGUUCAAUUCUAGGCUUAAGAUAUUUCCUGGGAAGAUAAAAUCAAGAUGGUCAAGCCCGUUUAAGGUAGUGAGAGUCACUCUUUAUGGUGCAAUCGAGUUGCGCGCGUUAAAUGGUAAAAGAAAAUUCUUAGUGAAUGGAUACAGAGUCAAGCACUAUUGGGGAGGAAUAAUGGAUCGUGAGAAGACCAAAGUUGUACCCGUUGAUGAAUAA
Molecule: messenger RNA, 378 nt
Organism: Nicotiana tabacum (common tobacco)
Lineage: Eukaryota; Viridiplantae; Streptophyta; Magnoliopsida; Solanales; Solanaceae
Source: RefSeq, a predicted model, not a curated record